CAGACUCGACUCGACAAUUUAAUGGGAUCGGCGAAUACUUGCACCAUCUGCUGGAAACUAUUUCAGAUGGCAGAGGCUGCUAUUUGUCAAAAUUUUGGAGAAUGGCUCUCCAUCAAACUAGACCAACUCAAAAUCGAUCAGGAUGUGUUUGGAAGCUACAUAAGUAGCAUUGUAGAAACUGAUGAUUCGAACGAGGAGGAGAAGUCAGAAGCCUUAAGUGGAAUCCUUGGCGGAAUAUUGGAGGAUGCUGUCGAGGAGACUUGCCAUGAAAUCUUGCAGAAAUGGAAACAAAUUAGCCAUUCAGCCUCUGAUGAAAAGCAAGUCAAUGGAGAUACUCACCCAACAGAGAGUUCUGAAGAUAAGAUGGCAGCCAUCAUGGAGCGCCACGCUGCCACCCAGGUUACCAAGGUAACCAAAUCACCAACAGACUCGAAACAGAAAGCUGCCCUCUUGGCCCGAUUUGCAGAAGUUUCUGAUGGAGAUGAAGAUGAGGAUUACGAACCUGACUAUGAUGGUGGUAAAGGAGGUGGUGCAGCAGGAGGAGGAGGUUUGGAUGACCUAUUCUUUACCAAUACAAACAAGGUCGACGUUGAUAGGCACGAGAAGGAGAAACGCGAGAAAGCCAAGCUGGAGAGCGCAAAGAAGAAGGAACAGGACAAACUGCAGAGAGAACAACAGAAGCAGAAGGCACAAGACAGGAAAGAGAAAGAAAAGAAGAGAACUCAGAAGCAAGAGAGACGGAGGUAGCAUCCCUCAAUUUGUCAUGGAUAUUUUGUUAAUUAAUGCAGUUUUAUAGUAUUUAUUUUUUUGACCAUAUAUAUUCUCUGAUGCAGUUGCCAAUUAUUUCGAAUCUUCAUGUUGGUAGUCAAAUGAAGACCGUAGCCAUUUCCCACAUUUGGAUGUGUUUUUGUCCAUAUUUUGACAGUAACUUGAAAAAGAAAUUCACAUUUUCAUGUUAAUAAUUAAUGUAAUUUUAUAUCAAGAAUUUUUCAGGGCAUUUUCACACAUGAAUUAUACUACUUUAUGAUGUACAGUGUGAUGUGUACAUUGUGCAUGUUGAUAUCUAUUUAUUGUCUUAACUGUGAAUCCCUUUGUAAUUCAUAUGAAUUCUAGGAAUGUAAUAUGCACCAGAACAUGUCAUUCAUAAUAUUUUGACAAUAAUCCUGUAAACACUGCAAACUUAUGUAUGUUAUGUCUCCCUAUUAUGAUACUUUGAACUCUUUUUUUUAUUCCUUAUUAUAUUUUCACUUAUCAUGUAACACAUCUCAUUCUAUGUUUAUCAGCAGUGCUUCCAUUCUAUGAUCACAUACAGCGAAUACUAAGUCCUGCAAUGCCUGUGCUAUAAACAAAAGUAGACACUUGUAGAUUGAAUGUCAGUCUUGUAUUAAUCAUAUUGAAUAUUCAAUGUAUUAUUGAAGUGAAGAUUCUUCUGCCCCAAUCCCCCCCCCCCCAUCUCUCUGUCACUCCCCAAUUCUCUACCUCUCUCCCCUCUCUCUUUGUCUUCACCCUUUUCAUUUUCAAUGACAUGCACAUGCUUAGCCAGCUUCCCAUGGCCAUUGAAAAAUUAUUUUGAUAUUUAUAAAAUUACCCAAAAGUUAGUAUUUUCUUCCUCUGAUGGCUUCUGCAGACACCUAAAUCAGAUUGGCCUGUAUUCUGAAGUCGGGUUUAGCUUAAACUCAGGUUUUAAGUUGUGGUUAAAAGUACUGAUAGCC
Molecule: messenger RNA, 1712 nt
Organism: Lytechinus variegatus (green sea urchin)
Lineage: Eukaryota; Metazoa; Echinodermata; Echinoidea; Temnopleuroida; Toxopneustidae
Product: coiled-coil domain-containing protein 43-like
Exons: 5
Coding region: 22-747 (241 amino acids)
Source: RefSeq, a predicted model, not a curated record